Cajanus cajan (pigeon pea) is the source of this 1269-nucleotide messenger RNA. RefSeq lists its product as uncharacterized. The record is from RefSeq and is a predicted model, not a curated record. Lineage: Eukaryota; Viridiplantae; Streptophyta; Magnoliopsida; Fabales; Fabaceae.
CAAACAUUUUGCUACUAACCCAAACUCACAAACCAAACUUACCCAAGAGAUCAUAGAUAAAUUUACGAGCUGUCCAAGAAAAGUUUUAUUACUCAUUUUUAUUUCUAUGGAAGUGGUGGUACAAAGCCCUAGUAGUCCUACUAUGGAUAAUUUUGAUUUUGGUGGCAACGUGGGAUCGAUAUACCAAAGUGCUCCUUCUUCACCUAAACGAUUUGGUGAUUAUUACCUAAGUGCGCCCGCGAGUCCAUCUAGGUUAUCUGAGUUAUACAAUCAAUUUGAAUAUUUCUCUUCAACCGAUCCCUCUUCAUCAUUUGAGGCAGCCAACAAAGUUGAUGAUGGCGACGAAAAUAGCGACUACAGUUUUGCCUUCUACGUCAAUGACGACAAGUCCUCCCGUCCGGCAGAGGAACUCUUUGCCGGCGGCAAGAUUAAGCUCUUGGACGAGUCUCGGUCCAAGGAGCCUAAACGAGGAAGAGAGAGAGAAAGAGAGAAAGUUAUGACGACGACAACCUUGUCGUCGUCAAACUCGGGUAGAAGGGCAGCACGAUCACACUCGCCUUAUAGAAAAUCAACUUCCCACUACUUGUGGGAAGCAGAACAACAACAACAGCAACAACAACAGUCAAGAAGAAGCAUUAAAGAGGAACCGAAUUCUUGUUCGAAGGGGUCGAAAAGGUGGUGGUUGAAGGACUUUUUGUUGUUCCGUAGUGCCUCCGAAGGGAGAGGGUCGUGCAAGGAUCCGUUGAAGAAGUACUAUAGUAAGAAGAAUAAUGGUGAAGAAGUGAAAGGGUCAUCAAGUUUUAGAUCCUCGGAUUCGAGAAAGAAGGGACCUGUUUCGGCGCAUGAAUUGCACUACGCCAUGAAGAAAGCGGAGUCCGAGGAUAUGAAGAAGAAAACCUUCUUGCCAUAUAGACAAGGAAUCUUGGGCAGGUUGGCUGGAUUCGGUCUCUAAUUACUGUAUCAAGUCUCUUGGAUACAAUUGUUCUUUUUGUCUUUUGUUAAAAAUGUUGCAUUCUUUUGUUAAAUUAAGUGUAAUAUAUAUAUCUCUUCACGGAUCAACUGAAGCAAUAUGUGAAAUAUUGGAUUAGUUGUAUUAAAUAUUUAAAGGAGAAACUUUACCUUCUAUGAUGAAAGAAAAACUGUCACUUGUAAUGGUACUAGUAGGUUUAGAAGGAAAACAAAAUUGUGAUAUGUAUCACUAGUGAUGGAUUUGAGCUAUAUAAACCCAAUCAUUUGUCCUUUUAUGUGAAGUAAUUAUAUAUGAUGUGA